AUGGCGGCCCUGACUGACGAGCAGAUUCGUGAGGCAUUCAACCUCUUCGAUGCGGACGGCUCUGGUGCGAUUGAUGCAGAGGAGAUGGCACUGGCGAUGAAGGGCCUGGGCUUCGGCGACCUGCCGCGCGACGAGGUGGAGCGGAUGAUGCGCACAAUGAACACGGAUGCCAGCGGGCUUAUCGGUUACGCUGAGUUCGAGCGCGUAGUGAAGUCACGCAUGGCACAGAAGGACUCUCCAGAGGAGGUGCUGAAGGCGUUCCAGCUGUUCGACCUCGACAAGAAGGGGAAGAUAUCGUUUGCGAACCUGAAGGAGGUGGCGAAGCUACUCGGCGAGAACCCCGGCGAUGAUGUGCUGCAGGAAAUGAUCGCGGAGGCCGACGAGGAUGGCGACGGUGAGGUGUCCUUCGAGGAGUUCAAGAACGUUAUGAUGCAGAUGCGGGGGAAGUAG
Molecule: messenger RNA, 450 nt
Organism: Trypanosoma grayi
Lineage: Eukaryota; Euglenozoa; Kinetoplastea; Trypanosomatida; Trypanosomatidae
Product: centrin
Exons: 1
Coding region: 1-450 (149 amino acids)
Biological process (GO): mitotic cell cycle; centriole replication
Cellular component (GO): centrosome; centriole
Molecular function (GO): calcium ion binding
Source: RefSeq, a predicted model, not a curated record